Messenger RNA from Tachysurus fulvidraco (yellow catfish), 1301 nucleotides. It is a transcript of the gene birc5b, whose product is annotated as baculoviral IAP repeat containing 5b. Bases 85 to 525 code for a protein of 146 amino acids. The transcript is spliced from 4 exons. The record is from RefSeq and is a predicted model, not a curated record. NCBI's taxonomy places the organism in Eukaryota, Metazoa, Chordata, Actinopteri, Siluriformes, Bagridae.
UGGGGGUUAAUUGGUUUUGCGACGGCACAAAAAUUGCGUUGUGUUCUCGUUGCAAGCGGUUUUAUAUUAAACUUAUGCACAGUUAUGUCUCAUUCAGACGUUAUUGCUGCUAGAUUCCUGACUUUUGAUCAAAUGUACAGCUAUGAGAGGCGUUUAGAGACGUUUGCAGAUUGGCCUUUCCGUGAGGAUUGUCAGUGCACACCAGAGCUGAUGGCCAAGGCAGGUUUUGUACACUGUCCUAGUGAGAAUGAGCCUGAUGUGGCCUGCUGUUUCUACUGCCUCAAAGAGCUGGAAGGCUGGGAGCCAGAAGAUAUCCCCUGGUCUGAGCAUGCGAAACGUUCUCCAGACUGUGGAUUCUUGCAGAUUAAAUCUGUCCGAAAGCUCAAUGCCAUUGAUUUUUUUCGUCUUGAGCAUGGGAGGAUUCGCAAUUACAUCAGGAAAAUGGCACACAUGAAGAUCGCACACUUCCGUGAUGAAGUGGAAAACACCAGCAAAAAUUUGAAAGUUCUUUUUGAUAUCUUGUAGUUAUAACUGUAAUUGUUUGGCUAUCAAACUUUUUGUCUUUUCAAUUCCAUGUUUAAUUUGGCUCAGAAAUAUCCUAUGCUGUGUCAGCAGACCACAGGGAGGCAGUGUCAUGCAGGGGUCUUAGCUUGACCAGAGCAAUGUGAGGAGGGGGAAACAGAAUCCUAGCAGUAUUUGCUUUGCUUUACCACAAAUCCUGAUCAAAUCCUGCAGGCAUCUGACGGAACUGAAUAAAUGAAACGUUUGCCACAUUUUUAGCCGUUUAGCCAAACUUGCCACACUUUUUUUUUUUGUUUUUUUUAAAGCCCCCCACUCAUCCAAACCUUGACCCUGGGCAGAUGGCCUUAAGCUCCUCCCCCUUAAUACCAACUGUUGCCCCAGCAACAUCUGUCACUUUGGACACUGCAUAUAGGAGGGGACACAAACAGUGCAUCCAAAACUAUCACUACAUAUGUGUGAUGGAAGAUCAUUAUCAUCAUGAGCGUCUUCUUACCUGUUAAUUUACCUUAAUGUAACGUGUUUUUGUUAAAUUUAAAGUAACCUCUGGAUUAUGGUCAUCUAUAAAACAUUAGAUUUGUACAUUUUCUGUAAUUUUAGUACUCAAUCUUUUGCAUUUUGAAAAAUGUUACUAGGGGUCUAAUGUCCUGUGGGUUGAAUGAAAUGCAAUGGAAAAACCACAAUAUCUUGCACUUUGAACUAAUGUGCCUAAUUUUUAAUGACUUGAUGGUAUAUUGUAGUCUGAUUUGUGUUUUGUUUAAUAAAUGGAUAAAGUUUAAGAA